Cottoperca gobio is the source of this 2089-nucleotide messenger RNA. Its product is annotated as cell division control protein 6 homolog. Lineage: Eukaryota; Metazoa; Chordata; Actinopteri; Perciformes; Bovichtidae. The record is from RefSeq and is a predicted model, not a curated record. Gene Ontology annotation, molecular function: DNA replication origin binding; ATP hydrolysis activity. The transcript has 12 exons. Gene Ontology annotation, biological process: mitotic DNA replication checkpoint signaling; cell division; DNA replication initiation. The coding region runs from base 164 to 1906 and encodes 580 amino acids. Gene Ontology annotation, cellular component: nucleus.
CAGCUGAUCCAAAGGAGGAGUCAGACGAGUUUUGGCGGAAGUUUGAGCUUCAGUGUGAGAAAGAAGACGGACGGAUAGAGACGCAGAGGGCUUUAAGACCAGAUAAAAUACUCUACUUUGAGCUGACAAGACUUCUUACGACUAAAACGAAAUUAAGCACAAUAUGCCCAGCACACGCUCUCAUGGUCGGGCUCAGCCCACGCUGUCGUUCCCUCGUCGCAAAUCCUGCAGAGUUUCCUCGACAGCCAAGACGCCGCAGCUCGAAACAUCUCCAGCUCCUUCCCCGAAAAAGCCCGGACCCCAAGACCUCCGCCCGUCCCUGAUCAGACCGAUGUCCCCGAGGCGUCCUGCUCCCCGGCUCGCCCCGCUCUCCCCAAAACGACCAGUCGCCCAGCCGGCAUCCCCCAGUCUCCAGCCACGACUUCCACUCAGCCCCCGAAAACGCACAGGUGACGAUAACGGCUGCAACUUCGGCGCCGCCCUGCGGGGCUCACCGCCAAAGCAGAGCAAGCAGACUUCAGCUUCGCCCAGAAAGCUCAGCUUCGACGAGAACUCGCCGGUCUCAGCCCGCCGGCGGCUGGUCCCGUCUUUGUCACCACGGAAACCGCUCUCUCCCACCAUCGUAUCGUCUCCGAGGCGACAGGAAACACCCACUGGAAGUCCGGCUCGCCAACACUCGGAGAGGAAGCCAGCGGUCGCUCGGCUCUUUGCAGAAAAGUCGAGGUUCCUCAGCGUGAAGCAGGCGCUCCACACCGCCGUCCCCGAGCGGCUCCUCUCCCGGGAGACGGAGCGUGCGUCCAUUCGAUCUUUCCUGGAGGAGAAGGCUCUGCAGCGCCUCCCCGGCAGCCUCUACAUCUCCGGAGCUCCGGGCACCGGCAAGACGGCCUGCCUGAACUGUGUGCUGCAGGAGAUGAAGGCGGCGCUGUCGUCGGUGCAGAUGGUGGUGGUGAACUGCAUGAGCCUGCGGAGCUCUCACGCCAUCUUCCGGCUGCUGGCCGACAAGCUGAGCGCGCCCGGCGGGCAGAACGGGCUGCAGAGGUUCCUGACGGCCCCAGGGCCCGCUGUGCUGCUGGUUCUGGAUGAGAUGGACCAGCUGGACAGUAAAUCUCAGGACGUCCUCUACACCAUCUUCGAAUGGCCGUACCUCCCGGAGUCUCGCCUCUGCCUCGUCGGUAUCGCCAACGCUCUGGAUCUGACCGACCGCAUCCUGCCCAGACUGCAGGCUCGGCCUCGCUGUCGCCCCCUGCUGUUACACUUCCCUCCCUACAGCCGGCAGGAGCUCUCCGCCAUCGUACAGGACAGACUCUCCCAGGCGUCUGCUGACGGGGUCCUCGACGCCGCCGCGGUUCAGUUUUGCGCCAGAAAAGUGUCGGCGGUGUCGGGAGACGCCAGGAAAGCUCUGGACAUCUGCAGGAGAGCUGUCGAGGUUGUGGAGUCUGACGAGAGGAAGAAGGCGUCGGAUCCAACAGCUGAAAGUACAGAAAGUAAAGCGUCACGGGUCAGCCUUCCUCAGGUUGCGCGAGUGCUGUCGGAGGUUUACGGCGACAGAAUGUCGUCUCAGUGCGGCGGCGGCUCCGACGGAGAGAGUUUCCCCCUGCAGCAGAAGCUGCUGGUCUGCUGCCUGCUGCUGCUCAUACGCAGCGGAAAGAGCAAAGAGGUCGUCCUCGGGAAGCUCCAUGAGGUUUACAGUCGUCUGUGCGCCCGGCGGCAGGUGUCUGCGGUCGGUCAGGGAGAGUGUUUGUCUCUCUGCAGUCUGCUGGAGAGCCGAGGAGUCUUCGCUCUGAAGAAAGCCAAAGAGGCUCGUCUCACGAAGGUCUUUCUGAAGAUCGAGGAGAAGGACGUUGAACACGCUCUGAAGGAUCGGGCGCUGCUGGGAAGCAUCCUCGCUGCAGGACUCCCCUCGUGAUCUCAGAUUUAUUCUUUAUUCACAGAUUUUUUUUCUCAUUUUUGGCGAGUUUGUACAGUUUUUAUAAAAGUGUUCGUCGGGAUGUUGACGCUCAGAUUUUGUCAUGAAAUUCCUGCAUUUUGUUUGGAUAAGAAACGUUUUCCAUGUUUCUGCUGUAAAUAAACAAAUGUACAGAUGCUUUAA